AUGGCUUCACGAUUAAAGAUAAUACUAUUGUGGCAUAAAUAUGAUUAUAAUGUCAACGAAAUGGCAUCACAUCAAGAAAAUAAUACUUGUACUCCGGUUAAUCUACCUAAAAGAAAGAAAGUGGUCAAAGCUAGACGGGUCUAUAGGUUAAAAACUAAAGGUAACGAAAAACGAUACAAAGUAAGGUUGGUGGCAAAAGGUUACCUACAACUACCAGGCUUUGAUUAUAAGGAAACUUAUGCCCCUGUAGCAAACAUACUCACAAUAAGAACAUUAUCGUGUAUCAUAAAUCAACAAAAUAUGUAUAUGUGUCAGUUUGAUGUAAAUCAGCUUUUAUCAGUGGACAAUUGGAUAAUGAAACAGCCUCGAGGCUUUGUUGAAAACUCAUUUUUAGUUUACAAAUUACAUAAAGCCAUUUCGGACCCAAACAAGCUCCAAAAUACUGAAAUAGAAGAUGUGACACUUUCAUUACCAAUCAGGGUUGUAUACGUAGUAAAUCAGAUAACUGCUUGUACAUACGAAGUGAUAAAUGUUCUUGUACAUAUUUAUUACUCGAUGUUGAUGACAUUUUAUUAG
Messenger RNA from Cinara cedri, 576 nucleotides. The record is from the annotation of a GenBank genome assembly. Lineage: Eukaryota; Metazoa; Arthropoda; Insecta; Hemiptera; Aphididae.